Molecule: messenger RNA, 11844 nt
Organism: Aureobasidium uvarum
Lineage: Eukaryota; Fungi; Ascomycota; Dothideomycetes; Dothideales; Saccotheciaceae
Source: the annotation of a GenBank genome assembly
AUGGGGAGGAUCAAGAAGACCGCCACCGAGCGUCAUGAGGCGACUAUCUCACCCUACAUUACCGACUUCAUCAAGACCUUGGUCGAGCUGCCUCUGCACAAGGUGCCCGAGCACAUCGCGUCAUUCCCACAUCACUGGCCAUUCCCCAGAGGCGACCUCUACCACUGGAUCGCCCCGUUAAAUCGAUUCGACCGCAUUCUUGAUGGUUUCACUACCGUGUAUGCUUUGGACAAGGGCCCACAGACACAGCCAUUCGAGCUACGGCUACUGCAGAAGGGCGAUGCUGAGGAUGGUUCGGUGACCGAAGUGUCGGUGCAAGAGCUCGAGGCAUGUGGAUAUUCAGCCGAUGGAGAUCGCGAGCUCGUAGAGAGCGUCCUCAACUUUACUCGUGUCCUGCUUGAGCGUUGUGGCAACCGCAGUCUGUAUGCUAGCAGCGCACAUCUCAACCACCUACUCAACACUGUCUCCCUCAGCCUGCUCAAAAUCACUCUCCGUGUUAGUUUGCGCUUGGCCCAGAGAUACCACACAUCCCGAAUGCGUAUUGCUUCGCCACACUCGCUCAACGCUCUACUAGCUGGCCAUUACAGCAUCGAUCUGAAUCGCAUUCAGAAGCUCGCCAACCCUUUCCCCAAGAAGCCCGUGGCUACACCCAUCUUCGCUCAAACUCCCUCAAAGAACAAGGAAAAGGAGGAUGCUGUCAAGCCUGGGGUCAACACUGCCGAUAUUGAGUCUUUGGUUAAGGCUAAGGAUGUUCCUCUGUCGUACAAGGAGGAGCUGUCAAGCGUACACUUGACUUAUUACGACAAGACUGAUGUAUCUGCACCUGCAUCUUCUGUCGAGGCUCGCGCCCCCAACACGCCUGGUUCGCCCAUGCCUCCGGUCACACCUACUCCCGUGCGCCGUACCUCGAACCUAGGCCCCGGCUCAGCACGCAGUGAACGUAUGACCACCAACACAGACACUCCCGAGACUCCAGUACGCCCGCAACAGUCAGAGAACCCUCCGGCCGGACCCAAGACCUUUGAACUCUCUUCUGCUCAACUCGCUGGUGCUGACACUUGGAGGAUCAUGGAAGAGAAUGUCACCAAGGUACCAGAGGAUAACCAGUUUGACCUGCUCCAGAGAGUCCGCGUGGCCUCUGCGUUCCAGACAUCCAAGGCAGCUGUCCAUGAUCUGGUUGCAAUCAGGAUCUUGGCUAUUUCCAACCUGUCCUACGUCUAUGGCGAGACCACAUUCCACCAACGCAUUGGUCAGCCGGAUUCCGAAGAGCCCCGCCGAACUCAGUUGGCUCAGCAACUCACAGACCUGCUUCAGCCUCCCAGUUCUGGUCAGGAAGAGAUUUCUCACGAGAUGAUGGUUAUUGUUAUUCAAGCCCUCGAGGCUCUGGCCAAGUGCAAAUCCAAGACUUCCGAGAUUGCCAACGCUCUCAACAUCACUGUCAGCCAUGGUGUUCUUUUCUAUGUUCUCAGAAAAAUCCUUGCUACUCUUGGUGACGAAGAAGCUUCUGAACAAGACCAUGAAUGGUGCAAGGAUGUCUUCGAUCUGGUCAUGACCCUUACCCCGGCAGCACCCCACCCGCAGCGUAACGCGGACGUCCUUGUGGCCGCUGGCUUUGUAGGCAUCUUGGUUGAUAUCCUCAGCCUUCGCACAAAGCAAGCUGAGAUCUACUUCCCCAUUGCUCUUGGCUUCUUCGACAGCUUCAUUCACAACGGAGUGAGAGAUGCAUUCCAGGCCAUCGUCAACGCCAAAGGCUUGGAUGUACUUGCUGAUCUUACUGCUUUCGAAGUCCAGCGUUCGCUUGAGGCCGCGCAAAAGCAAGAGGGUUUGCCCACUGAGUACAAGACCAAGAUUACUGACUUCCAAAUCCCCUUCAAUUCUCAACAGACUCUGCGCCAGCUUCUCAAGUUCGUCGCCCACAUGUAUCAUCACAAUGUUGGCACGGAUGACCGUCUGCUACGCAACUUUGUUGACUCGCCUCAACUUCUCGGUGCACUUCGCAUCAUCUUCGAUAAUGCGUCUGUCUUUGGGUCGAACGUAUGGAGCGGUGCUAUGAACAUCCUCAGCAGUUUUAUCCAUAACGAACCUACCAGCUACCAGGUCAUUGCCGAAGCUGGACUGAGCAAGGGUUUCCUCGAAGCUGUUACCCAGCAGGCGAUCACUGUCUCUGACGUAAUCGUCGAGAAUGCCGAGAACGAAGAUACGGAGAUCUCUGAGGACAAGCCCGAUGAAGUAAUGGCUCAAAAACCGUUUGUACCCGAGACCUCGACCAAGGAAGCUCCCUCUGCAGAGACACCCAAGGCAUUGGGCAUCCUGCCUGUGGGAGAAACCAUGCGUGAGAUCCCCACAGCCUUCGGUGCUAUUUGUCUCAACGAGAACGGUAUGCGUAUGUUCCAAGCAUCACAGGCGUUGGAGAAGUUCUUGGAAAUCUUCGAGAGCCCCGAGCAUGUCAAGGCUAUGGAGGAAGAUGCUGAAGUUCCCCAAUACAUCGGUACUGCUUUUGACGAGCUUGUUCGCCAUCAUCCUCAACUCAAAGAGAGAACCUCAAACGCUGUUGUCGGCAUGGUCCGUAAUGUCAUGUCCAUUUGUCAGCGUCGUGCUGAGAUUAAGGGUGUCGGUGCCAAACUUUGGGUUCAGGACGACAAGGGCUUGCAGAACGCAUAUGAUGCCGAUGACACCAAUUUCUCAGGUCGCGCUGAAGAUACAUCACCAGUUACAGAGACUGAUGUCGAAAGCGAUACCCUGGUCAAGGGCCGUGGUGGUGGACAGUCUAGCUCGGACUUCAUCGCCAUGGUCUGCAGAUUCCUCGGCGGUUUCUUGAGUAACCAUAGCAUGGCAACAGCUUUCUGCGAGGCCGCAGGUGCCGAGACUCUACUCGAUAUGGCAACUGCUGCUUGCAACCCAUACAACUUCCACGAGACUCUUGCGCAGCAGGAACUCAUCAGAGUGCUCCAACAGCUCGUUGAACAUAAGCCCCAUCUGAUCCUUCCAUCUCUUGCUCGACGCACACAACUAGCUUAUUUCCAGCUAAGACCAUUGGCCGAUCACCCUGCGGGCAAGACCUACUUCAGCGAUCUGACGGAACCUGUAACGGAUUCACGCUCUCAGAACAGUCUUGUGGUCUCGAACGCAACGUACACAGCCAAGGCAAUGGUUCAGGCACAGUUCCUCUGCCAUGUAUUCUCUCAGGUUUUCUCCAUGCACGUCUACCACGCAGGUCGCACUGUACCUCAUCACUUUUUCGGCCAAGUCAACCUCACAGACAUUUACACUGACUUGAUCGACGACUUGGGUGAAUUAUACUCUUCAUGCGUCUGGGAGGCCAUCACAAUGCGCAAUAACAUGCCUGAAGACUGGAAAAAGCAAAUCCACAUUUCUGGCAUGAGUUUCGACCAUAGUGAGGCGGACAAUGUCAUGGGCCUGUCUGCCUCUAGCAGCUCACAUUCCAACCAUGCCGAGGCUGGAAGCGCUUCUCAAGGACAGCAGGGCAACGAGGCUCAAAAGAUCGAGGCACGUAACACUGCACAAUUUAAGAAUUGCCAAAUCCUCGCGUCACUCUCUAAUCAAGUGUCCACCGGCAUUCUCUCUUUCUUCCAGGCUGUAGGAAAAUCAUUGCUGUGGAAGCAUUCUUCGCGCACUAUUCUGAGCGAUUACCAGAAGCAGAACGCAGGCAAGAUGGCCGAGCACCUUGCACGCGCCCUAAUCAGCCACAUUGCGACCGCUCAGCCAUCAACCAUGUCGGAGGUUGAUCGUGUUGCUUACGAUAUUGUCGUUCUCACCUCCACACUGCAGACGCUGGUUGACGAGCGAAAGACCACACGCACUGGCGGUACUCAUCGUGAAGUGUUCUCUCUGGUGCUUCUUGCAUUCUACCAAAAGGGCGGUUUCGGAGAAUUGGAUAAACGUCUGCAGCAAUUCAGUACGCUCAUCGAACAGCACAAAGAAGCUUCUCAAGACUCUUCCUCCUCAGACCAGGUCACAUCUUCCAAGCGUAUUCAUGCUCUGGCACUCGCUGGUAUUGACAAGAUCCUGGAGUUCUACAACAAGAUCAGCCAUGCCAAGAACAUUACCGACGCUCAGCAGACCAACGUUAUGGCUGUCCGGGACCGUCAAAAGAGUGAUUUCUUCAUGGGUGCGCAGUUCGUGGUCGAGCUCCGUAACGCUGUCCUUCCUCAAAUCAGUCAGAUGUGGAAGUCGCCCGUCAUGGAGGCUUUACCUGCACACAGCGUGAAGUCGAUUGUGGACUUGCUCAAACUCAUCCUCGAAGGUGAAGGCGAGGCGAACGCUGUCAAGCGCAGUGAGAACCUGAAGCGUCGUGUCGCCGCCGAACCUCGCAAGUUCAAGAUGCGUUCAGAUUCUAAGGACGCUCUUGUGGCAGAAGGUCACGAAGACGAAGAGCUUUUGAUCGAGGCACUUCAUCGUUGCAACAACAACAUGGCAGCCGCCAAAGAGUACUAUGUGCUACGAAGGGACAACCCGGACAGCCACAUACCUCUAUACCCUUUCCCUCACGAAGAAGAGGCCGAGCCGCCUGUCCAGGAGUCAUCUGACACGACAAACGAGCCUGCCGCAUCUGGCAGCGUACCUUCGGUGGAGAUGCAGGACGCGGACGAAGCCGGUUCAAGCACACAAGACACUGAUGGUGAUCGUUCAGAGGCCGAUCUGCUUCUGGGCAAUGGAAACCGCCGUUUGGUGCUACCCCCAGACAUGCUCAAUGGCGGUCUUGCAGAAGUUCUCUCGAACGCCCUCGGCGGUGGAGAAGAAUUGAUGCGUGCUCUUCCAGUUCACAGGCGACUUUCAGAUGAGGCCCAAAGACCCGCUGAUGUUGUGACAGAAGAGAGCUUCAUUACUGUUGAUGAUCUGGACGACAAGCGCAAGGACAUCAAGGACGGACUGAUCGAUAGAUGUCUUGAUGUUCUCAACACUCACACAGAUGUCACUUUCGAACUUGCAGACCUCAUCACAGCUACUAUCACCAAGGCUGGCCAAGAUCAAUCAUCGAAGGUGGAGAUUGGUGAGACACUGGUUAACUCCCUCAUGUCUCUCAGACCCGAAGAAGGUACCCCUCUUGAGGGCAAGAAGAUUGCUUCCUAUGCUCAUCUGCUCGCAUUGGUUAUCCAAGACCGCGACUUCUUCAGUGCAGCUCUCGAUACUCUGACGGAGAACUUUGAGUACUUUGGCGGCUUCAUCAAGAUGUUCCAAGGACAGAAGCCGGACGAGACUUCGCCUUGGGUCAGCAAUGUGCUUCUCAUCAUUGAACGCGUUCUUGCCGAAGACGAAAAGCCUCAGCAGAUCCAAUGGACACCGCCACCAUUCGAAGACCCUCACAAGGAGCAAGACGUCGUCGAGCUUAAGCCUCCGAUUGUUUCUGAAGAAAAGAAGACUACGAUCUUCGAUGCUCUUGUUGAGAUCCUGCCCAAGAUCGGCAAGGACGAGACCCUUGCUCUCUCAGUCACCCGUACACUUGUGAUUCUGACUCGCCGUCGUGCUCUCGCAAAGAAGCUUGGUGAGAAGCUUUCGAUCUCAAGACUAUUUGUCAUGAUGAAGCAACUUGCCGGCGUUGCAGGUGAACGUCUCCAGAGCACAUUCCUCAUCUUGCUCCGCCAUAUCAUCGAAGACGAUGACACCAUUCGUCAAAUCAUGCGUACUGAAAUCCAGUCUACAUUUGAGAGUAAGGGAAUGGCCAGGAGCUACGACACUACUCUUUACACUAGAACGCUGUAUCACCUCGCACUACGCAGUCCCGAGAUAUUCGUGGAAGUCACAAACGAGAAAGUUCAACUUUCGAGAUGGGACAACAGCCGUCCUGGUGGUGCACAGCCGCUUAUGUUGAAGAAGGUGGAGAAGCCUGAAGAGGCCAAGAAGACAGAGGAAUCUACUCAGGGCGAGCCUAGCGCUACCACUGAGCGACCCACUAUUGAGCGUACCAAGACUGGUGAACUCAAGCCUCCGUCGAUCGAGAAUCCUGAUGGCGUUAUCCAGUUCCUACUCAAGGAGCUCUCGUCAUACAAGGAUGUCGAAGACAAGGAAGUGCAGCCUGCCAAGCCUGCUUCUCUUGAGGCUCCUCCUGCCGCCACUCCUUCGGAUGUCGAGAUGUCUGACUCGACUCCUACCCCGGUGGCCGAACCUGCGCCCGCCCCGUCUGCGGACUCUGAGGUUAAGCAGUCUGACAACAAGCCGGCAUUCAACGCUGAUCAGCACCCGAUCUUUGCCUAUCGCUGCUUUAUCUUGCACUGUUUGGUAGAGCUCCUUGGAUCUUACAACAGAACCAAGAUAGAGUUCAUCAACUUCUCACGUAAGGCUGAGUAUCAGGUGUCGACUCCGUCAAAGCCUCGCUCCGGCCUCUUGAACUACUUCCUCACUAGCUUGAUCCCGCUUGGAACUCUGAGUCAUCCCGAAGAUAUCCCUUCAAAGAAGCAGGCCGCCACUGCUAAUUGGGCUAUUAACACUAUUGUCUCCCUCUGCUCAAAGACCAGUGAGCGUGUGAUUAGCUUGAAGAUCUCGACCAGCGACGAAGAGUCUGAUCUCGCCUAUGUUCGUAAGUUCGUUCUGGAACAUGCUCUCAGAUCAUACAAGGACGCAAUGGCAUCAUCUGAGCCUCUUGAUCAGAAGUAUGCACGUCUACUCAGCCUGAGCAACCUCUUCUACCGCAUGUUGACCGGCAAGCAACAAUCCGGCAUCAACCACUCCAUGCUCGAGAUGGUUACCAUCUCACAGAAACAGCUUGGCCGCUUCAUGUAUGAGAAGAACUUCAUCACCGCUUUGACGUCCUCCAUUGCCGAGCUUGACCUUAACUUCCCUGGAGCCAAGCGAGCAGUCAAGUACAUCCUUCGACCCCUCAAGUUGCUGACAGACAUCGGCGUCACUUUAAGCAUCUCUGGAGACGUCUCUGCACCCGGCACUACCGAAGAUGACGAGAUCUCUUCCGCUACCUCCGUGUCUGACGACGAUAACGAGCGUGAAGAAACUCCCGACUUGUUCCGUAACUCUACCUUGGGUAUGUUCGAAGCUGCAAACAGCGACGACGAUGAGGAUGAGUCCGGCUCGGACGAGGCCGAAGAAUACUACGAAGGUGACGAGUACGGCGAGGAAAUGGACUACGAUGAGUACGAAGAAGGCGGUCCCGGUAUGCACGAAGGAGACGUUGUCAGUGAUGAAGACGACGAGAUCGACGGCAUGGGACCUAUCGAAGGUCUUCCUGGUGACAUUGAUGUCGAAGUCGACAUGGACGAAGAUGACAGCGGCGACGAUGAUGAUGACUCCGACAUGGACGAAGCCGACUCAGAUGAGGGCGAUGAUAUCGAGAUCAUCGACGAGAUUACUGGCGACGAUGAGAACGCCAGCAUGGAAGAAGAUGAUGACGACGACGACGAUGUUGAUGAUGACGAAGAAGACUGGGACGACGACGAUGAUGAUGGUGAUGACCCUUACCACCAUGGCGCUCUCCCUAUGGACGCUCUUGUACCUGCACAUGGCGGUCCAUUCGGUGGUGCCGUUGUCCUUGAGGACGACCGUUCAGAUGUCAUGGACCAAAUGGAUGGCGACGAUCCGGUCAUGACUCUCGAUAUGGGCGGACCCGAGGGUUACUUCGAGGACGAGAUGGCCGAGGACGAUGAAGACAAUGAGGAAGACGAAGAUGAAGAAGUCCUUGGCUACGAACCCGAACACGACGAUCCUGAGAACGACGAGAUGGAGUGGGGGUGGGAGACCGCUGCAAUGCCUUCAGCUCACGGAUGGCGCCGCCCUGGUGGUCCCUUCUACACUAUGGAAGACCCUCCUCUUGGACUUCCUCGCUCGCAUCGUGGUGCUGCAGGUGGUGGCGAUCAAGAUGGCACUAAUCCUCUUCUUCAACGAUCGGGCGGCAAUCCCGGUCCCCCGCCUCGCCCUGGUGAUAUGCACGACUGGCUUCACCAACACCGCCCUAGACUUGGUGGUCAAGAUGGGCUCUCCUUUGUCAGCGAUCUUAUCCAGAUGGUUGGCCCCUCGGGGGCUAGAAUCAGUGUCGUUGAUGGCUCUGGUGGUCUUGGCUUCCCUCCUGCUGCUUUGGCUGGUGGCAUGCCACCUGCCGUGUUCCACAUCGCUGGUGGUCCUGGCAGAUUCGGACUUCCUGAUAUCCGCGCCAUUCAGCGUAUCACCAGAGGUCUUACCGGCCGCGAUGCACCCUCAAGCGGAAGAGCUUCCUCUACCGAUCCCGUUGCAGCUGUUUCCUUCACGCCUACACUUACUAGCCUUCGUUGGCAAGAAGAGGCUCGCUUGUUGUUCGGUCAUCAUCACCUGGAGAGAGCUAUGAAGCUCGUCGACUCCUUGUUGCGUCUUCUCGUGCCUCCUGCCAUGGACGCCAAGCGUCAGAAAGACAAGGCUGAUGCUGAGCGCAGGGCCGCUGAAGAAAAGGCUCGCGAGGAACAGCGCCAGAAGGAAGAGGAAGAGCGUCUUGAGCGUGAGGCUCGUGAGGCUCGUGAACAAGAAGAGCGCGAAGCCAAGGAGGCCGAAGAGGCUGCAGCUCGUGCUCGUGAGGCUGCUGAGCGUGGCGAGACUGCUGAAGGCAUCGAGAGUAUGGAAGGUGUCGAACAGCCUGCAGAAGAUGCCGCAGAAGCUGCACCCAGAGUUAUGACCAACAUCCGUGGUAGAGAAAUAGACAUUACCCACCUCGGCAUUGAUCUGGAAUAUCUGGACGCACUUCCCGACGACAUGCGCGAGGAGGUCAUCAUGCAGCAAUUCCAGGAGCAACGCUCGCAGGAGAGAACACAAGACACUACAACCGGGCAGCCUAGCAGAUCCAGCGAAAUCAACCGCGAGUUCCUUGAUGCGCUGCCGCCGGACAUUCAAGCUGAGCUGCUUGCUUCUGAAGCCGCUGAUCGUCGCCGUCGUGAACGCGAUGAACAGCGCCGUAGAGCAGCCGCCAGCGGCAAUGCUCCUCCCCAAGCUGGUGAUAUGGAUAUGGCAGACUUCUUCGCAACUCUGAACCCCGCUCUUCGCCAGCAGGUCCUCUUAGACGCUGACGAUGGCACACUUGCUGGCUUCCCUGCCGAGUUUCAAGCUGAAGCUCGCACUCUUCUGGGCAAUAUCCAGCGUCACCGUGGUGGCGCUCGUGAGAGACGCGAAACUGAUCGUGCUCAAGACGAACAAGAAGCACCUGAGCCCGAAGAGCAACGUGUCCGCAGACCUGUUAUCCAGAUGCUCGACAAGUCCGGCGUGGCCACCCUCCUGAGAUUGAUGUUCGUCGCCAUGCAGGACAGCGCACGUACCACAAUGCAGGCAAUCUUGUCAGAUAUCUGCAAGAAUACCCAAAACCGCGCCGAGGUUAUCAGUGUUCUCCUUUCCAUCCUACAGGAUGGCAGCUCCGACGCCAAUGCUUUGGAGAAGAGCUUUGCACACCUCACCCUUCGUGCUAAGCAAAUCUCUGGACAAAAGACGCCACAACCUCUCAAACGCGCCUUGACUGGCACACAAUUCGCAUCACCCAGCGGAGACGUUUCACCUCUUAUGAUUGUCCAGCAGUGUCUUUCCACAUUGACCCAUCUCGCCAAUGAGAACCCUCGUGUCAGCUCGUUCUUCCUUUCUGAGCAUGAGACCAGUAUCAGCCAGAGAGCCAAGUCGUUGAAGAAGGGCAAGGGCAAGGAGAGCAAGGCUGCCAAGUAUCCUCUCAAUGCGCUGCUCACCCUCCUUGACCGCAAGUCUAUCAUUGAGAACUCUUCUGUCAUGGAGGGCUUGGCUUCUCUACUCAUCCGCGUCACUGAGCCUCUGAAGAUUCUUCUCAGAAAGUCAAAGGACGCUGAAAGAGAAAAAGAGAAGGCUGCUGAGACUGCUGCCAGUGCAUCUACUGAUGUGCCCAUGACUGAGGGUGAAGCUUCGACCAACACGGAUGCGCCCGCCGAGGCUGACAAGCCGCAAGAGCCUGCCGCAAAGAUAGAAGAGAAGAAGAAGCACAGAGACCUUACUCCUCCUGAGGUUCCAGAAGAGAAUCUGCGCUUGGUCGUCAACAUCAUUGCUGCACGCGAGUGCAACGCAAAGACCUUCCAGAGUACACUCGACAUUAUCAACCACCUCUCAGCGAUUCCUGGAGCCAAGGACACCUUUGGCAAGGAGCUGGUCCAUCGUGCUCAAGACUUGGGCGACGCUGUUCUGGUUGAUCUGCAGCAGCUCGCUCCUCAGAUCCAGAAUGCUAAGACUAGCACCGAUAUUCAGGGUAUCGCUUUGGCCAACUUCUCGCCCGCCAGCUCCCAUCAGAGCAAGCUAUUGCGCGUCUUGCUGGCGCUCGACUACCUUUUCGACCCCAAGCGCUCUGCGUCUCACGACAGACAAUCAUCCUCAGCUGAAGCUUUACCCUCAAAGGCCCGCCAGGAUUUGUUGUCAACGCUCUACGAGACUUCGAUAUUCGCCAAGCUCUGGUCUAAUCUGAGUGACUGCUUGACUGCUAUCCGCGAGCGUGGCAGUAUGAACAACGUCGCUACCAUCCUUCAGCCACUGAUUGAGUCUUUCAUGGUUGUCUGUAAGAACACUACUUCCAAGGAGGCCAACCUUGCUGCUUCACAGGAGCUGUCAAUCGGUACCCCUCAACCAGACUCGCGCAUUGAGAAGCUCUUCUUCUCCUUUACCGAGGAGCACCGCAAGAUCCUGAACGAUCUCGUUCGCAACAAUCCCAAGCUCCUCAACGGUACAUUUGAUGUUCUGGCCAAGAAUUCCAAGGUACUCGAGUUUGACAACAAGCGCAACUACUUCACUCGCAGAAUGCACACUCGCAACUCCGAGGAUCGUAUUGCUCAUCCUUCAGUUCAGCUCAACAUCCGCCGUGAUCAGAUCUUCUUGGACUCCUUCAAGAACCUUUACUUCAAGACACCCAACGAGAUCAAAUAUGGCAAGCUCAACAUUCGCUUCCAUGGCGAAGAAGGUGUUGACGCUGGUGGUGUCACUAGAGAGUGGUUCGCAGCUCUCUCAAGACAGAUGUUCAACCCCGACUAUGCCCUCUUCAACCCUGUCGCUUCCGACAGAACAACCUUCCACCCCAACCCCAUGAGUGGCAUCAACGAUGAGCAUCUCACCUUCUUCAAGUUCGUUGGUCGUAUCAUCGGAAAGGCCAUGUACGAAGGCCGUGUCUUGGACUGCCAUUUCAGCAGAGCCGUUUACAGACGUAUUCUUGGCAAGCCCGUCUCGCUCAAGGAUAUGGAGACUUUGGAUCUUGACUACUACAAGUCACUCUGCUGGAUCCUCGAAAACGAUAUUACCGAUGUCACCUUCGAGACUUUCUCGGUUGAGGUUGACAGAUUCGGAGAAACCGAGACUGUUGAUCUGAUCGAGAAUGGUCGUGACAUUCCUGUCACUGAGGAGAACAAGCAAGAGUACGUGCGUCUGGUUGUUGAGCAUCGUCUGAUCAAGUCAGUCGAGGAGCAGCUCGAGCAUUUCUUGAAGGGCUUCCACGAAAUCAUCCCCGCCGAACUUGUCUCAAUCUUCAACGAGCAAGAACUCGAACUUCUCAUCUCGGGUCUUCCCGACAUCGAUGUCGACGACUGGAAGAACAACACCGAGUACCAUAACUACCAGCAAACCUCGCCACAAAUCCAAUGGUUCUGGCGCGCUGUCCGCAGCUUCGACAAGGAAGAAAAGGCCAAGCUUUUGCAGUUCGUCACCGGUACCUCAAAGGUCCCACUCAACGGCUUCAAGGAGCUCGAGGGUAUGAAUGGCUUUACCAAGUUCAACAUUCAUCGUGAUUACGGCAGCAAGGACCGUUUGCCUAGCAGUCACACUUGUUUCAAUCAACUCGAUCUCCCUGAAUAUGAGACUUAUGAGCAGCUGAGACACCAGAUGAACACUGCCAUGACGCAAGGAAGUGAAUACUUCGGUUUUGCGUAG